Pungitius pungitius (ninespine stickleback) is the source of this 3320-nucleotide messenger RNA. It is a transcript of the gene cygb2, whose product is annotated as cytoglobin 2. Gene Ontology annotation, molecular function: oxygen binding; oxidoreductase activity; heme binding. The transcript has 3 exons. NCBI's taxonomy places the organism in Eukaryota, Metazoa, Chordata, Actinopteri, Perciformes, Gasterosteidae. Bases 526 to 1116 code for a protein of 196 amino acids. Gene Ontology annotation, biological process: oxygen transport. The record is from RefSeq and is a predicted model, not a curated record.
CACCCCUCUGUCAUUCCAUCAGGUCCUCACAACACACACACACCACAGCCUCUGAACGCCUCAUCUCCUCCACCAGAGCCAGAGAACCAGAGCGAGGGAGAGUGGAAGUGACAGGAGAACAGCGGCAGCAUCCCUGACAAGCAUCUCCCUCACUGGAGACGGGAGGGAGGAAGUGGGAGCUGGGGAGAGAAGAAGUGAACGUACUAAAAAGGAGAAAGGGGGAGAGAAGGAGAGCGAACCAGUGAGGGAAAUAAGUUUUCAGUUGGAGGGAGGACAAGCGAGGGAGAGUUUGGAGGGCAGAGAGGGGUGAUCUGGAGCUUCAUCUUCCCUUUUUUCAUCUCUGAGCACCGCCUGCCACCUCUCUCCUCCUCCUCCUCCUCUUCCUCCUCCUCCUCUUCUCUUCCCAAAUCUCCUCUCCCAGCUCCCGCCGUGGGUUCUCAGCUCUCCAUCUCCCUCCCCCCCUCCCUAGCUCCCUACCUCCCCCGGGCGCUGCUGCGAGCCUCCGGGCUGCUGCGCCGCAGGAGGAUGUCUCGCAGGGAGUCGCCGCCGCCGCCCUCGCCACCCCCGCAGCUGCUGGGAGUGCGAAGCGGAGAGGUGGAGCGCGAGGAUCGUCCGGAGCGCGCCGAGCCGCUGUCCGACGCCGAGAGGGAGAUCAUCCAGGACACGUGGGGGCACGUCUACAAGAACUGCGAGGACGUGGGGGUGACGGUGCUCAUAAGGUUCUUCAUCAACUUUCCAUCUGCCAAACAGUACUUCAGCCAGUUCCAGGAAAUGGAGGAUCCAGAGGAGAUGGAGCGAAGCAGCCAACUUCGACAACAUGCCCGCAGGGUGAUGAACGCCAUCAACACAGUGGUGGAGAAUCUCCACGACCCGGAGAAGGUGUCGUCAGUGCUGGCUCUUGUGGGAAAGGCUCAUGCCAUCAAACACAAGGUGGAACCCAUGUACUUCAAGAUCCUGAGCGGUGUGUUGCUGGAGGUGUUGUCUGAAGAUUUCCCAGAGUUCUUCCCGACAGAGGUGCAGAUGGUGUGGACCAAACUGCUGGGGGCGGUGUACUGGCAUGUGACGGGGGCCUACACUGACGUGGGCUGGCUCCAGGUCUCCAGCUCAGCGGUGUGAAGAUUUUGGAAGAAGAGGGGCUAAAGAAGUUUCAAUUGCAAGCAGUUCUGUGAGGAUGGUUUCACAAUCAUGGAUGAGAUUAACGUGGUAAUCCGUGCUACUCUGUGCUUAAUUUUGGUGACAUUUUGGGUGCUACGCCUUAAUUGUUGUGGUGUUACUACAUCAUACUUCCAAGAGAUCAUUUUGGACACCAAACAAUGUAGCCAGACGACAUUUUCAUUUCUUUAACGGAUUUUUAGACAGUGUAAAUGGUACUUUGGUCUGUGUUUUUAUCCAUUGAGGCUGUCACUGCUUAUGUUAACUAUUCAGUUCUUCAACUGUUUAUUUCAAGCAAACAGCUUUUACUGCCAAAAUGCAACACAAAUCAUAACCUUCACUGAGCCUGUUUCCCUUAGUUACUGUUGCUAGGCCUGCUAAACUAACCAAACUAGCCACAUGUACAUUUUACCAACAUAAUGUUGUCAAAUUUACCAAUCCCAAUUGUGAUUUUGAUAACUCCUUGAUUUCAGACAGAUGUAGGCUUCCCAUUUCAAGCUGAACACCUGUAAUAAUGGUUUUUAUCAACUAUCACAAGCUUGCAAGUUUGCAACCAACCAAUCGGGCUACCUAGCAACUAUUUACAGCAUAUCAUGCUAAAAGGCUAAGGAGCAUUGUUUUUGUGGCAUAGCUAUAUACAGUAGUUGUAUUAUUAUGGUACGAUAUGAUAAUUAACAUGUGAAGAAAAAUACUGCAUUAGAGUUUGUUUGAAGAAAAAAUAAACAGCGCCCAUCCAACUGAAUUGCUCUCGCUACAGCUCCCUGCCGAUCGAUGUGGAGGAAGCGCGGCAGGGCCCGCGGGCGUUGCUACAGAUGAGCUAACGCUACAGAUGAGCUAACGCUACAUCCGGGGCUGGCAAAGACAUUUAUUAGAACGGGAAAUGUUGCAGAUUAUUGCUUUAGAGUAACCUGCGGUGAGAGAAGCCUCUUCAUGUGAAACCGCACAUAAGAAUACACCUCAUGAUAUUUUUUCAGAAAAAAAGGGAUUAGGGAGUGACUUUGAAGCCCUGAGAUGAGGGCCGUUAGCUGAUGAAGCCCCAGCUAUGGGACCAUGGAGCUGCUGACUGUUAAUAGAUUAAUAGUGUGUCCUACUACAGUAUAUCCUCAUGUUUAGGGCACCUGGGCCCCUUUCUCUCUCUCUCUCUCUUUCUCUAUUGAUGCAUUGCGUGCUCUUAAUGUCUUGUUUAACUUUACCGAGCUGUUUGUAUAUUGUACAGUGGGCAAGUGUGCGUAAUCGUCUGCCUUCGUUUACAACUCAUUGGCACGUCGGUCCGCCGACGCGUUAAGGAGGAUGGUUUUCUUCUCUGCUAAAAGUCUCUAACUAGCAACAAUGCGCUACGUUUUUUACUCGCCUAUCACUUUCAUGACGCAAACAUGGGGAAAAAAUAUAUAUAUAUAUAUAUCAGCAGGUGGACAAAAUCAGCGAGCGCACAUGUUCACAUUCACACAUGCAUGCAUGCUAUAAGACCUCCUCUCUGCUAAUAUUUACAGGACUGUCGGUUGGUUUACUUCUUCUAAACCCCAUCAGGGAGACGCAAGGCAUUAGAGGCUCCAUUAAAAGGCUUUACAAAGUCACUCUGGACUUCUACAGAAAAAACGUGACAGCUUAAGAAGAGCAAUCAGCCCUUUUCCUUAGAUCUUUGACCCAUCUAACAAAAGAAAUGAAAUGCAUUGCACACAUUGCUUUCUUCCUAUCUGACGAGGGGAAUUUUGGAAGCCCUCACAACUCACAUCCUAUCCAGACAUCCGCCCCUCAAAGCUGCUGCACAGUGUCAAACUAACUAUCUUCAACGUAUAAAACAUCAUCCUCUUGUCAGCGGCGUUUCAGUAGUCAGUAGCGUUUGGACUGCACGCACUCCCGCUGUCUGUCCCCAUCUGCGAGCCUCUUUCUGGUCAAUUCCCAAACAUACACGGUAAAUCUGUUUAGGAUGGAUAUUUGAUCCAAUCUUUAGUUUGCAUCUGCUCCAGUGACGUCCCGUAUCUCCUAUCUGACCCCUAUUGGCAUCGGCAUCUGGCAUUAAUGAGGAAGUAAUGAGUCUCCUCUCCUCCUCAUUUGGUCAUUCAUUACUGUAACUUCCCAUUGCCUUCGUUAAGAGUCGAGUCAUUGAGAUUAAAAAUAAUUAUGACUUGACAGAUGGUUUUAAGCCUUUAAACUCCACCAUGUCUGUC